Owenia fusiformis is the source of this 736-nucleotide messenger RNA. NCBI's taxonomy places the organism in Eukaryota, Metazoa, Annelida, Polychaeta, Sabellida, Oweniidae. The record is from the annotation of a GenBank genome assembly.
CCCGCCAUCAAUGUAUUCCCUGAAAUAGAUAUCACGAUCAUUAAUGUAAAGAACAAACUGGUUUCCACAUCCGCCAUCAAUGCAUUCUCUGAAAUAGAUAUCAUGAUCAUUAAUGUAAAGAACAAACUGGUUCCCACACCCGCCAUCAAUGCAUUCUCUAAAAUAGAUAUCAUGAUCAAUUAUGUAAAGAACAAACUGGUUUCCACAUCCGCCAUCAAUGCAUUCCCUGAAAUAGAUAUCACGAUCAUUAAUGUAAAGAACAAACUGGUUUCCACAUCCGCCAUCAAUCCAUUCUCUGAAAUAGAUAUCAUGAUCAUUAAUGUAAAGAACAAACUGGUUCCCACACCCGCCAUCAAUGCAUUCUCUAAAAUAGAUAUCAUGAUCAUUAAUGUAAAGAACAAACUGGUUUCCACAUCCGCCAUCAAUGCAUUCCCUGAAAUAGAUAUCACGAUCAUUAAUGUAAAGAACAAACUGGUUUCCACAUCCGCCAUCAAUGCAUUCUCUGAAAUAGAUAUCAUGAUCAUUAAUGUAAAGAACAAACUGGUUCCCACACCCGCCAUCAAUGCAUUCUCUAAAAUAGAUAUCACGAUCAUUAAUGUAAAGAACAAACUGGUUUCCACACCCGCCAUCAAUGCAUUCUCUAAAAUAGAUAUCACGAUCAUUAAUGUAAAGAACAAACUGGUUCCCACCCCCGCCAUCAAGGCAUUCUCUAAAAUAGAUAUCGGGACCAUUAAUG